AUGGACAACUCGCCACUCAGCAGGCUGUCCGCAGAACUCCGCAACCGGAUCGCCGAAUUCGCCCUCACCCACGACGUUUGUCAUGUCCGUCCUUCGUCGCGAAAGGCUGCUUCACACCUUCCCGGUUUCGAAUUCACUUUCGAAGACGGCCGAAUCAAGCAUCCAGCCGGUCUGCUCCAGACGUGCAAGGAGAUGAAGAAAGACUACACGCAGCUCUUCUACGCUUCCAACAUCUUCGUCAUACAUACCGUUGGCGAGGGCGACGGAGCGGGUGAUACCGCCGCGGGUUUCCUCGAAGCCAUUGAUUCCAAGAGUGCCGCUGCGAUGCGAGGCCUGGUCAUCGAGCUCGAGAAGUGGGCUCCUUUGCGCAAAGACGGCCCGUAUGAUUUCAUGUACUCGCUCAUCAAGACUCUCGGUCGCUUUCGAUAUCGAAUCGAGCGCACUCCCAAACUCACUCAGUGCAAACAACUGCGCUUCACGAUCUCGUACAAAUUCUUCCCCUGCGGCAACAAGGACGAAAAUGGCGUUAUCUCUCUGCAGCCUGUUUUUGAUUGCCUCGAUAUCAAGAGCUCCCUGAGAACUGAGAGCGAUCGGUUCAAGAAGCUGGGCGACACUCGUCAUGCGUCCGUGGGCGAGACUUUGCUAUGCAGGGAGCUGUCAACCGCGUUGGAGCGAUCUGCGUCAUGGCUGUUCGAGUAG
Messenger RNA from Zasmidium cellare ATCC 36951, 699 nucleotides. RefSeq lists its product as uncharacterized. The record is from RefSeq and is a predicted model, not a curated record. The coding region runs from base 1 to 699 and encodes 232 amino acids. Lineage: Eukaryota; Fungi; Ascomycota; Dothideomycetes; Mycosphaerellales; Mycosphaerellaceae. The transcript has a single exon.